This is a messenger RNA of Halichondria panicea, 1687 nucleotides long. Its product is annotated as zinc metalloproteinase nas-8-like. The transcript is spliced from 2 exons. Lineage: Eukaryota; Metazoa; Porifera; Demospongiae; Suberitida; Halichondriidae. The coding region runs from base 54 to 1511 and encodes 485 amino acids. The record is from RefSeq and is a predicted model, not a curated record. Gene Ontology annotation, molecular function: metalloendopeptidase activity; zinc ion binding; calcium ion binding. Gene Ontology annotation, biological process: proteolysis.
GACAUUCAUCUCAUAAUCAUAGCCAGCAGCUUCAUCUAUACAUCACUAGAGCGAUGUACUCUCUUGACUUGAAGACACGUGCUAUCGUUUUGUGGCUAGUAGCAGCCGCCCUAGUGAUAGCCACCCCGGUCUUAUCAAUCGAUGAAGAAGCUACCUCGGCACUCAGUCGCAACGAAGCACUGAAUAGUCAACUGGACAUUCUUGCAUCUAACGGCAAUGGAGAAAGUGAUAACGAAGCGAUAUUUGGCAGUGGGAGUGGAGAGAUGGACCCACUAUCCAACACGGGUGAACUCUUGGAAAAUCCAGAAUAUUUUGAAGGUGAUCUCAACAUUCCACGAGAACAGUUUAUGGAAGCAUAUCAUCCACCAACAGAAAAUGUGCGAGAAAAACGUGGAGCUAUUAAUGAGAAGAGAUGGCCUGGUGGGAUAAUCAACUAUAACUUUCAUUGGAGUGUCAGUUCAUCUCUUAGAAGCAAGAUUAUAAGUGCAAUCACUGUUUAUGAAAGAGAAACAUGUUUACUGUUCAGAAGAACAGGUGUUGCUAACCGCAUUCAAUUCACGGCUCAAGGUAGCGGUUGUUCCUCUGAUUCUAUUGGUAGGAAAGGCGGAAUACAAACUAUAACUUUGCCAGGAAGGUGCAACUCAGAGCACGUCAUUAUACAUGAGAUUGGACAUGCUAUUGGACUAUGGCACGAACAGAGCAGGCCUGACAGAGAUCGUCAUGUGAAUAUACACUUGGAAAACGUACAAAGUGGAAAAAGUCACAACUUCAAAAAACGCCAGAACGUCGACUAUCAGGGAGAACCCUAUGAUUACCGAUCAAUCAUGCACUAUACUGAUACUGCCUUUAGUAAAAAUGGACGUAAAACAAUUACUCCUAAAGAAUCAUCAAAUUCAAUAGCACCUAGUUCAAGUCUCAGCAGCAGUGAUAUUAAGCAGAUAAACAGAAUUUAUAACUGCCCUGAGGCAAGCCCUGGUUAUAAAGGUACACUGAAGGUGAGGAUGAUACAAGCAUGGAAUCUACCAGAUACUGACGGGUGGUGGAAUGAUCCGGACCCCUAUGCCGUUGUUGUGGCUGUGGAUAAGACAAACUAUCGCCGCGAAAAGCGCACUGGAGUUAAAAGUGGCACUACCAAUCCACAGUGGAACCAGGAACUAGACUUUGGAAAUAGAAAUGAGGGAUGGCGCUACUUCACUAUCACAAUAUAUGAUAGUGACAACGGUGGAGAUGAUAAGAUGGUUGGCACACAGACUAUUUGGGUAUACCCUAGUUGUUCUACUCACACGAGGAGGUUUUGCUACAGUCUCACACGAUGUGUUGACUACAGCUACAGACUUGAAGAUGUAAAUAACUGCAACCCAAAUCCCUGUGUAAGAGGAACUUGUCAAGACAGGUUUUGUGACUACUAUUGUAGCUGCCCAAGAAACUACUCUGGAAAGAGAUGCGAUCGGUACAAUCCACCUCGACCUCCUCGACCUCCUUCCUCUGGCGGUACACGACCUAUUCCUUAACACAUUAAGUGUUUGGACUGAAUUCUCUAGCGGUCAAGACAAAGGCACAAUAAUUGUGACCAGUUAGUAUUCCUUUAGCAUAUACUACUAUACUUACAUAUUAACAUGCAGCAAACACACAAUGUCCUGAAAUUAUGAUGUGAACAGUAUGCUCAAACAGUUUAGCUUGCUUUUGA